AUGAACAUGGAAAUCGACUUGAAGGAAGAACUGAGUAGAAGAAUGAGAGCAGCAUGGGCAGCAUUCGCACCCGUCAGGGAAGUUACGGACCAACGGACGGGCCAAGAUCUUCGUGCCCAUCUGUUCGGCUCGACAGUUCUUCCAGCGCUCUGUUACGCAGCGGAGACGUGGGCAGACACCGCCGCCACGUCUAGGAAGCUACUUACUACCCACAGAGCCCUUGAGAAAUGUCUUCUGAAGUUUAACCGGCGCACACAACACUUAGAUGGUCUUCGCAGCUCCGACGUAAGAAGAAUGUCCCGUCUUCGCGACCCAGCGGAAUAUUUAUCGAAAGCUAAGCAUACAUGGGCCGGUCACUUUAUGAGAAGAAUCGACGAGAGAUAG
Necator americanus (New World hookworm) is the source of this 384-nucleotide messenger RNA. RefSeq lists its product as uncharacterized. NCBI's taxonomy places the organism in Eukaryota, Metazoa, Nematoda, Chromadorea, Rhabditida, Ancylostomatidae. The record is from RefSeq and is a predicted model, not a curated record. The transcript has a single exon. Bases 1 to 384 code for a protein of 127 amino acids.